AUAAUAAUUGAAACUUGCCAAACUGGACAAUUAAUACACAAACUGUUCAUUGUCCAAUUAGAUAUAUCAUCCCCUUAUCUUUAUGCUAAUCUGAAAGAAGAACUUUACAUUAGGACACCUCCUCAUUUAGGACAUAAGAAUAAAGUUUUCAAAGUACAGAAAUCUCUAUAUGGUUUGAAACAGAGUAGUGGUAACUGGUAUGAAAACAUCAAAAAAUUCAGAACUGAGACAUGUGGUAUGUCUAGUUGUUGUAACCUAAAAUGUAUGGUUUACAUUAAUAGGUUUCAAGGUUAUUCAUAUCACGUGAUAAAUGAUAAUUAUUGCGCUAAUAACAUUAAUCCAAUUAUUAUAGUCAUAAGCUAA
Messenger RNA from Vanderwaltozyma polyspora DSM 70294, 363 nucleotides. RefSeq names its product Tkp1 protein. The transcript has a single exon. The record is from RefSeq and is a predicted model, not a curated record. The annotation marks the transcript as partial. NCBI's taxonomy places the organism in Eukaryota, Fungi, Ascomycota, Saccharomycetes, Saccharomycetales, Saccharomycetaceae.